AGGAUUCUGUUUCACAACACAGAGGGGAGGGGGCUAGUUACAAAACAUUUCUAGCAUGUGGCGCCAAUUAUUUUCCUCCUAGUUUUUCCACUUACCAUCAUAGUUAUCGGCCGGGAGGUGUGCGUUUGUCACCUUCUUGCAGUGCAAUAGUUCAUACGUAUCGUUCUAAGUGCACUAAUAUGGCGACAAGACGUACAAAACGCGAAGCUGUUGUACGCUUAUUGGAAACGACCCCUGUGGAUCUCGAGGGAGCAGUCCGAAGAUCAUCACGAAACGCUCUGGCACCUAAACGCCUCCAGUACUCUCCUGAAAGCAGCACAGCUGAAACAAGCAAAAAGAAAAGGAGAACAAAAACGCACGAUGACAAAACCAGCCAGGAUGACAGAAAGGGCAGUAUGGAGGAGGAUGUGGAGCGCACAUCUGGUGGACAUGGAGGACUUUCAGCAUAUGAACUGGAGCGCCUGGAGAACAUCAGACAGAACCAAGCGUUCCUGUCUUCUAUCAACUUAUUCCAGGCAACUGAGGAGUUGAAGCAGUUGACACGGCCAAAGCCAUCGCAGAGGGGUCUCAUGAGGUCACAGGCUGCUGUAAAAGAAGUGCUGCCAGCUCGCAAAUCCCUGCGUCUUCAAAAUAAAGAGGCAGAGAUGUUGACACUUCCCCCAGAACCCAGGGGGGUGCUGAUCUAUGAACAGUCUUCGCCACUCAAGAAGCCUCCUGGCCCUCUGCCCAUGGAGCCAGUCAACAUGGAAGAGGGAAGCAAGCUGCCUUCACAGCUUCUUGACCUCUGCUCCGAGGAUUCAACAGAAGAAAGGAAGAUGGAGCUUGAUUUGAAAGAGUAUCGCUCAGCCCUUAAGAACAUGAGGAUAACUGAGGACCGAGUGGCCAAAGUGGUGAAGGACCGCAUCUUCUCUGCUGCCUUCCACCCUUGCACCAGCAGCCUGUUGGUUGCGGCAGGAGACAAGUGGGGGAAAGUUGGACUCUGGAAGCUGGGUGGUGGUUGGGAUGAUGAUGGUGUGCUGCUCUUUGAGCCCCACACUCGUCCAGUGAGCUGCAUGGCGUUCUCCAGAACUCAUCCCACCCACCUGCUGAGCCUCAGCUAUGACGGAUCUCUACGCUGCAUGGAUGUAGAGAAGGCUGUCUUUGAUGAUGUGUAUGACAUUGACGAUGGCCUGAAAACGUUUGACUUCAUGUCACAUGAUUGUUCGACACUAGUUGUUGGGAACUGGUAUGGAGAAGUUGCCAUCAUUGAUAGGCGCACCCCAGGAAACUCCCACGAGUCCCUCCACUCAUUGGACCCCAAGACUCUGCGUUGUGUUAGCGUCCACCCUUUACAGAAGCAUUACUUUGCUGUGGGAGAAAGCAAGGUAGUGAGUAUUUACGACAGCAGAUGCCUGAAGAAAACCAAAAGCCAGGCAGUCUCCCAGCUGCAUGGCCACUCUUUAAGCAUAUCCAGCGCUUAUUUCUCCCCUUGUACAGGCAACAGAGUUCUCACCUCCUGUAUGGAUAACUACAUAAGGAUAUAUGACACAUCUGCAAUGACCACUAAGUCUCCCUUGCUGACAUCCAUCAGACAUGACAUGCGCACAGGCCGCUGGCUGACCAAACUAUCAGCAGUGUGGGACCCCAAACAGGAAGAUUGCUUUGUGGUGGGGAGCAUGUUGAGGCCUCGGAGGGUGCAGGUGUUCCACGAAAACGGCCAGCUGCAGCACUCCUUCAUAGAUGACGAGAACCUCAACACAGUGCUGUCCGUCACUGCUUUCCACCCCACAAGGAACGCCUUACUGGGCGGCAAUGCGUCAGGGCGCCUGCAUGUCUUCUCUGACUUAGAUGAAAGUGUAUGACCAAGACCCCUGGGUGCUUCCAGUAGGAUAGGAAGAGCAAGUAAGGAAAUAGUUUUGUCACAGUCAAGUUGUACAGUGUAGAUAUCUAUCUCAUUGCUGGAAACUAGUCAGACAGUUGUCUCUUGCUUGUUCUCCCCUCUGGAUCUCUAUAGAGCUUUAAUAUAAUAUUGUCAUAAUUCUCACAAUAUAGUUAGUAACAUUCUUGUAAUGAAAACUUUAUACUCGUUAAGCCACUAGACAUGUUCAUUGAGAUGUUACACUUGCAUGUACAGUAUAAACAUUAUUACACUGUGAGGUUACACAGUAUCAUUAUCAAAGUAAUUUUCUUCACAACAAAAUACACAUUUAUUGCUACAUCGGGUAGGUAGUGUCAAAAUGUAGACCGGUCAGCUGUGAUGGCUCUUGCUCUUGUUAGAGAUGCGGUGAAGUGCAUCUCGGCCUCGGAAUUUGAUACAGCGUCUAUAAAAUAUUUAUCUCUUGGACCUUUUUCAUGUUUUCUUGUCUUCUUUCUUUCUGUCAUGUCAAAGUGAAAACAAAUCUCUCCAAAUCAUCCACUAUAGACUAAGCACUGAUGUAAAACACCACUAUAUUCACCCCUUUCAGCUUUGAGUCUACUGUGUGUGGAUAGGGCUGUAUCAGCGUUGCACAUGAGGACACUCAUGACCAAACUCUGUCAAGUUGCAUGGGGACUGUGAGUGAGCAACAGUGUUCGCCACAAAUUCUCGACUGAAUUGAGGUCUGGACUCCAGGAUGAUACGUGUUGUUUCGAGGCCACUCUUGUGUUGCUCAGGGAUUUCUGCGUUUUGCUGCAUUUAUUUUAGCCUCUCCCUCUACAAGCUGUCAGACCUUGCUGCAGAGCAGCAUCCCCACAGCAUGAUGCUGAAACUGCCAGCUUUCAUGGUGGAGAUGCUGUGUCUCUCCAUGUGUGAUGCUUGGCUUACACCGAACGCAGCAUUUAGUACGAUGGCCAAAAAACUCAGUUUUGCUUCAAACUUGCCUGCUUUUGGCAGAUUUACAGCUGUGUCAUAUUGUUUCCUCUGAUUAAUGAUCAACUGUAGUAUACUCUAGGGGAAAUUCAAUUUUGUGAUCUUUGUGUUUUUUGCCAGGAUGUUUAAUAACCAGUUGUUGGACCUUUUGAGACAGAGGUGCAUUUAAAGUCACUAUGUGUAGAUGUUUUAUGUGACUACACACGAGUGAUCUCUCAUUCAACUUAUGUGAAAAAUGCAAUUAAUCACUUACUUUAUUUUAUACUUAAUAUAGGUCAAUGUGUGGAGACUUGUCCACUUUAAGAUUAGAAAGUAGUUUUUUUUAUGUUUCAGUAAGGAAAAAUGCAAAUGCAUCCAGUGUGAUUGAAAAUAACAGGUGAAAAUGCAACAGGUUGAAAACAUUGUACAGGCACUGUAGGGAGCAAAUGAUUGAAUGUGUCCAUUGAUACGUUUGUGUUGACUCUGCAGUUUAUGUUUCUGUUCUCACAUUUGCAAUUUGUUGUACUCCAGAUGUCUUACAGAACCCAAGCAAUUUCUAUAAUGGGUUCCCUUUGUUUGUAGUGCAGGGAAUUUGAAAUGGCAAAACCACUUGUGCUGUGAAAAGAGCCUGUUUUAAAAUUGAUUGUGUUCAUUUCAUGUUUUUUCUUUGGUUCAUGUUUCUGCUGGAGCAAAUAAAAUAAAUAUAGAGACAUUUUUAUACCAAACAUUUUGAGUGUGAAUGCUAUUAAUUUCAGCAGUGGCAGUAUUAUUGUCCCCUUAAGAUGGCAGCAUUGUGACAAAAUAGUGUGUUCUAGCCUUGACUACAGUCUGUUGUUUUCAAGCAGGGACAUCUGGUUACCAUGUUGACUGUUUGUUUCUUCUGUGAAUUGAAGAUUGAACUUGUAGCCAGACUAGCUGCCAGAUGUCAAGAAUAGAUUAUAUUUAUUCAUAAAUAGAUUACACCAGUCCUCAUUCAGUGAUUGGAAAUAAGCAGUCUUGUUUGGAGGUAAUAAAUGCAGAACACAUGCUUACAGAGACAUUUCCAUGUGCAGGGCCAUGGUACAGGAAGGAAGCUUAUAGUAAGACCACAUCUGAGGCCUUAUUCCUGUUUACAUGAUGCAGUAAUAUGAGUACAAGAGUUGCCUGUCAAUGGAACUGUCAACUGUUUUUAUCACUAUGCCAGUUCAAGUGACCUGAACCGAUUUUUAGCAAUACAAAAAAAAAAUAUUGCAACAAUAUUGCAAAAAGAAAGAUUCAAGUAGUUGAAUAUGCUACGUAUGCUGUUAAAAUUAGCCAAAAAUACCAACUGCUCCACUUUCGUUGUGGUAAAAACCUGUUCAGAGUCAAGUGAAAAUGGAUCAACUGUCUGAUGUGUUCAGUUCAUUUACACAUACUUUCACAAGAAAACUUGC
Messenger RNA from Siniperca chuatsi (mandarin fish), 4218 nucleotides. It is a transcript of the gene wdr76, whose product is annotated as WD repeat domain 76. Gene Ontology annotation, cellular component: nucleus. The transcript is spliced from 15 exons. The record is from RefSeq and is a predicted model, not a curated record. Bases 180 to 1841 code for a protein of 553 amino acids. Gene Ontology annotation, biological process: regulation of DNA damage checkpoint. Gene Ontology annotation, molecular function: DNA binding; protein binding. Lineage: Eukaryota; Metazoa; Chordata; Actinopteri; Centrarchiformes; Sinipercidae.